AUGAAAAGUUAUGAGAAUGAUCUGAUAACUGACAAGCUUCCCAAGCUCAAGAGCUCAAGAGAAUGGUUGGAGCCACAGCCACUUUCUUUUAUGGAGGUAUUAGCUAAGGAAGAUGUUGAUGCAGCUAUUCAAUCAAUAUUAUAUAGAGAAAAUUAUAUAAUUAAGGAAUUAGAUAAGUGUUUAAAACAUCAUGACUUCUUAAAUGCAAGAAGAAAAGAGAUAUUGUAUAAGAGAUGGGUUGACCAUGUGGCAGAUCCUCUCCAGAAGAAAAUUAUAGAAAAAGUUACUUCAUAUAAGAAGAUUAAAAAAAGGAGACAAGAAGAAUUAGACGGUUUUUUAAAAUAUGUAAAUAAAAAGGGAAAUGCAUUUAUAGAGCAUUAUGAUCCAAAAGAGUAUGAUCCUUUUUACACGAACAAAGAGGACCCAAAUUUUCUGAAGGUUACCAUCCCACCAUUUCAUGACCCUUUGAAAAAGGCACAAUAUGACAAAGAUGAUGGGAAAAGAAUUCUUCUUCAGUGUGAGACUGGCAAAAUAUAUACAAUGAAAGAAUUUAAAGAGGUUGAGAAGGCCAAACUGCAUUCCAGAUUCCCAGGAAUUUCUAGUUCAAGGCAUUUAAUGACUCCAAAUGAGUGGAUUAGACUGCCUCCAAACUACAUAGAAAGUGAAUUUUGUAAAAGGAGCAGGUUAAAAAUAAAAGUGAAUUUUAAUGAAAGCAGUUUUGACUUGAAACCUUUGGCAAGAACUCCUCAUCUGGAAUUCCAAAAAGAAGAUAAAGCAGUUAUUUAUAAAAUUCUUUCCUUUCUGGUUCCUUUUUCCACAAACACAGGGUCAUCCUUUCUAUGUUAUCAGGAGGGAAGAAUCCAAGUUCCAAAGAAGCCAACUCUAAAGAGCACCUUUCUUCCUUGA
Molecule: messenger RNA, 906 nt
Organism: Rangifer tarandus platyrhynchus (Svalbard reindeer)
Lineage: Eukaryota; Metazoa; Chordata; Mammalia; Artiodactyla; Cervidae
Source: the annotation of a GenBank genome assembly